Molecule: messenger RNA, 770 nt
Organism: Rhododendron vialii
Lineage: Eukaryota; Viridiplantae; Streptophyta; Magnoliopsida; Ericales; Ericaceae
Exons: 4
Coding region: 156-509 (117 amino acids)
Source: RefSeq, a predicted model, not a curated record
UCCCUCUCUCAACACGAGAAUUGAUCAUCCUUUUAAAACCCCCAAAACCCUGCAAACGAAGCAAAACAUCUCUUUCUACAACAUUCUCUCUCUCUCUCUCUCUAACUACGACCUCCAAUUGCUUGCAAAAUAACUGUAUCUGAUUCCUAGCUGCAAUGGCGACAAGGCUUGCUGCAAGAUAUGUACCCCGUAGGCUCAUGAGCAAAGGUAAAGUUCUUGGUGAGGAGGAAAAGGCUGCAGAGAAUGUCUACAUUAAGAAAAUCGAGCAAGAGAAGAUGGAGAAGCUUGCUCGCAAGGGGCCUAAACCAGAGGAUAAACCACCGACGGCAAAUGAUGUUAAGACCAAGGCAACUGAUGUUAAGACUAGCGAUCCAGCUUCCUCAACAUCUGGGGUAUCAACCGACAAGUACAGAAACUUUGCAGUUGCAGCUGCCUUGGUGACUGGCUUGGGUUCUCUGGGCUGGUACCUCUCAUCCAGGAAGAAGAAGACCGAAGAAGUGCAUAACUAAUGUUGAAACUGCUUUGGAUAAUCUGACUUUUGUGGUGCCUGAAAUGGUUGCUUCCAUAUCAUGGCUUCCUUAUGGUAGUUACAAAUAAGUAAAUAGCAUAUGUUGGAGACAGUGACACUGUCUUUCUCCCUCAAUUACAUCAUCUGGUUUUAGCUGGAGAUCAGAUAGUUUUUUUUUAGUUUAUCCACUGUUCUAUCGGAGUUGAACCAAUCUGUUUUGAUCCGGGUUACAAUUUAUGCUCGAUAGAUAGAAUUCUCUCCC